AACAGACCUUAGAAAACAGGAGCGGAAAGCAAUCUCUUCCUCUCUCUCUCCCCUCGCUGUCCGAGCCAGCUGAGCUUGGUGCGAACUCGGUGGCGACUCAAUGGGUCAGGAAUCGUUUAUCUACAGUUUCGUCGCCAGAGGCACCAUGAUUCUUGCGGAGUACACCGAGUUCACGGGGAAUUUUCCGGCGAUAGCUUCUCAGUGUCUCCAGAAGCUUCCUUCCUCCAACAACAGCAAGUUCACUUACAACUGCGAUCACCAUACCUUCAACUUCCUCGUUGAAGAUGGCUACGCAUAUUGUGUUGUGGCUAAAGAUUCACUCAGCAAGCAAAUUUCGCUUGCAUUUCUGGAGCGCAUGAAAGCUGAUUUCAAGAAGAGAUAUGGGGGUGGAAAAGCAAGUACGGCUAUCGCCAAGAGUCUGAACAAAGAGUUCGGGCCGGUUAUGAAAGAGCACAUGAAGUAUAUUAUUGAUCACGCCGAGGAGAUUGAGAAACUGAUAAAAGUAAAGGCUCAAGUUUCGGAAGUUAAAAGCAUAAUGUUGGAGAAUAUUGACAAGACAAUAGACAGGGGGGAAAACCUUACAGUUCUCGCUGACAAGACCGAGAAUCUACGGUCUCAGGCUCAGGAAUACAAGAAACAGGGGACACAGAUGCGGCGGAAGAUGUGGUACCAAAACAUGAAGAUAAAACUCGUAGUUCUCGGGAUAUUGCUGCUCCUUGUUCUCAUAAUCUGGCUUUCUGUCUGUCACGGGUUCGAUUGCACGAAUUGAAGAAACAGACAGAGAGAAAUCAUGUCAAUGAUGGAAACCAGACAUCGACAAGCAUGGAUGCUCAUGCUCAAAGAUAUAUAUAUAUAUAUAUGAUCACAAGAGAGACAGAGGCGGCGAGGAGAGAAACUGUACUUUUGGUCCUGUAGUGAUAAGAUGUUGCAGAUAACAGUGUUUUGUGCUUCUCUGUGUUUUUGCAUUUACAGACUAAAUACAGUUAAACGAAAGCAGAUUACUGAAAGAAUCCAGUUCUUCCUUUGGUCA
This is a messenger RNA of Tarenaya hassleriana, 1030 nucleotides long. Its product is annotated as vesicle-associated membrane protein 724. Gene Ontology annotation, cellular component: membrane. The record is from RefSeq and is a predicted model, not a curated record. Bases 101 to 769 code for a protein of 222 amino acids. Gene Ontology annotation, biological process: vesicle-mediated transport. Lineage: Eukaryota; Viridiplantae; Streptophyta; Magnoliopsida; Brassicales; Cleomaceae. The transcript has 5 exons.